AUGACGAUUUCAAUAUCUCAGCCUAAGCGUGAGAAGAAGCAAGACUUCCAGAAAACAAAACUGAAGGUCGGCAAGGCACGACCGAAGAACACCAAUGCGACAGAUACAAGUUUCGCAGCAAAGUCCAUCGUACUCAAACAACAGAGUUUGACGGAAGCUGGACGCGAUGCUGCAACUUUGUUGGACCUAAAUCUGUCCCUCCUUAGUAGUCGCAACGAUACACAGCGACGUGAUGCGCUCAUGUACCUGACAUCAAUUGUAGCCUCCAAAGAUCACGAUUUACCACGACCCAUCUCUACGAUACUUACGCGGUCACAGCCGCUGGUUUUGGAUGGCAGUCCGUCUGUCCGCCAGCAGUUGCUGAAACUUCUCAAGCAGCUACCUCCCCAUGGCUUAGGAUCACUAGAUCAGACUCUCUUGUAUACACGCGCUGGGAUGACGCAUCUGUCUGCGGACAUUCGAUCGACCUCUCUGGAUGUGCUGGACUGGCUUCUAGAGACCAAUGGCGAAGCAGUCGUCAAUUGUGCCGGUGGAUGGGUGAAAAUGCUCCAGACGUUUCAGAAUUUGCUCUCGUGGAGCUCUCCCGAUCCCACGCACGCAAUCCUGAACGGAACAUGGAGCACAACUAAAUCUACAAACACCAAAAUAGGCACCGACAAGCUCCUCGUGCACCAACUGAUGAGUCUGGCCAGUUUCCUUGCGGCAGGUCUGCGGCGUCCUGCUUUGGAUGCCGAAGCGCAUACAGCUUACGCAGCGGCUUCGUUCCCAAUUUGGCACACCGGACGUCAUCUGAUCACAACUCGAAGCAGUCCCUACAACCACCUGAAUCUUUUUGGAAUCCCCCGCGAAGUGGAUAACGACGUGUAUGACGACGUGGAAGAUCGUGCUGAUAUCUUUUACGGUCUUGGAAUCGCUACCGCGUUCGCACAUGGCGUUAAAGAAGCGAAAAGCAUGGGCGGCGAGGUCGGAAGAGCUGCGGCCUCCGUAGACAAAGCUCUGCACUUGGCAGCUCCCGGUCAAGUGGGCUGA
Messenger RNA from Dissoconium aciculare CBS 342.82, 1029 nucleotides. RefSeq lists its product as uncharacterized. The record is from RefSeq and is a predicted model, not a curated record. The transcript is spliced from 2 exons. The coding region runs from base 1 to 1029 and encodes 342 amino acids. Gene Ontology annotation, biological process: rRNA processing. Gene Ontology annotation, cellular component: nucleus. NCBI's taxonomy places the organism in Eukaryota, Fungi, Ascomycota, Dothideomycetes, Mycosphaerellales, Dissoconiaceae.